Anolis sagrei ordinatus is the source of this 1592-nucleotide messenger RNA. It is a transcript of the gene RND1, whose product is annotated as Rho family GTPase 1. Gene Ontology annotation, molecular function: GTPase activity; GTP binding; protein kinase binding. Gene Ontology annotation, cellular component: cytosol. The record is from RefSeq and is a predicted model, not a curated record. NCBI's taxonomy places the organism in Eukaryota, Metazoa, Chordata, Lepidosauria, Squamata, Anolidae. Gene Ontology annotation, biological process: small GTPase-mediated signal transduction.
CUGAGCCGGCCGGCGAGUUAGGACUGUAAAUUGCGGCUGGUUUUGGUGCAUUGGGUUUAACACUGACGGCGGCCAUGAGAGAGAGGCGGACUCCGCAGCCGGUGGUAGCCCGGUGUAAGCUGGUGUUGGUGGGGGAAGUCCACUGUGGCAAGACGGCCAUGCUGCAAGUGCUAGCCAAGGACUGCUACCCUGAGACCUAUGUGCCCACGGUGUUUGAGAACUACACGGCCUGCCUGGAGACGGAGGAGCAGCGGGUGGAGCUCAGCCUGUGGGACACCUCUGGCUCCCCUUAUUAUGACAAUGUGCGUCCCCUGUGCUACAGUGACUCAGAUGCCGUCCUGCUCUGCUUUGAUGUCAGCCGCCCUGAGACCAUGGACAGUGCGCUGAAGAAGUGGAAAACAGAAAUCAUGGACUACUGCCCUAGCACCCGUGUGUUGCUGAUUGGUUGCAAGAUAGACCUGCGGACAGAUCUCAGCACCCUGAUGGAACUGUCCCACCAAAAGCAAGUCCCUGUCUCUUAUGAACAGGGUUGUGCUGUUGCCAAGCAGCUUGGAGCCGAAACCUAUCUGGAGUGUUCAGCCUUCACGUCAGAGAAGAGUGUUCACAGCAUCUUCCGGACAGCAGCCUCCAUCUGCCUCAGCAAGCCUGGGCCCCAGACCCCCAAGAGCCCGGCUCGAAGCUUCCCCAAGAGACUCCUCCGCUUGCCCAGCAGAUCUGAGCUCAUCUCCUCCACUUUCAAGAAGGAAAAAGCAAAAAGUUGCUCCGUUAUGUGAAGUGGCCACCCGCUUCUGGGAGCAGGGGGUGGUGGCGGCAGCAAUGACAAAGGAACCAGUGUGGACACUGGACCCUCCAGUUGACUCUUCUGGGGUUGGGACUGGGGGGAGGCAGCUUAGUUCCUAUGGGCCAGACCCUAGAGGAUCCAGAAGGGUCCAGUUUCCCCCACUCUCCCUGGCUUGGGCGGGCCUGUCAUCCCUUCCGCAUUGCAAUGCUUCCCACCAUGCAGCUGCGGUGUGUGCUUCCAGGCAUAGCCCCGAGGGGGAGAUCGGAGUCUGGCUGGACUGCAACCAUGAAGGUUGGCCCAAGAUCAGCCUUGUUCUGGAGGGCCUUUGGGGCUUGGCAUAGCAACAUCUUGGAUGGUGGGGUCUGCUCUUCCUACUUGAAGGCUUCAAAAGAAACCGUGUCUCCCCCUCCCCCUUCUGAUGCACAGUUAAUAAUAAUAAUCUCAUGGGCCCUGGUCUGGUCAUCUUCUCCAUCUGCUGCUUGUCUUGUUGCCUGUUGGGGGCAGGCUGAUUGUGGACUCCUCUCCCUUCUUCCGGCCACCUCCCACCCCCUCUGUGCCCAACACCCCCUGCCCUGCCCUCCCCUCCGCUGCCCCUUCUCCCUCUAGGAUCCAGGUGUCUGGGCUCCCUCUCCUUCUCCCUCUGAGGUGGGAAGUGGGAGGUGCAAGGAGAGGGGAACGUGACUGUUUUAUAGACAUUGUCUCUUUGUGUGUGGGAAGGAAAGGAAAUGGGGUGGGCGGGGAAUCUGUUAAGUGUUCAGUGUUAUUAAAAAGAGAACUUAUUUAUUAAUGAAAAUAUAAUGCAGAUUAACAA